AUGCACGGCAAGUGUGAGGCUUCCUCCAGUUUGCGAUGGUAUUUGUUGCAAUUUACAAUUCCGUACAAGUUGUGAUUGGCUCGUCGGCUCAGUGUCAUCUCCACCCGAAGGACAAUAACCUAGGGAAGACUGGUGAUGGUCUCCACUUCUUCACAGGGGAAGCAGUAUCCACCCAUCACGGUGAAAGCUAGUCCUCAUCUGCAGUCACGCGCUAUCACAUGUUUCAACCCUACCCAACAACAGCCGUGUUGCUACUUCUUCAAUUCUUGCAAUAAUACAUCCAUGGGUCGCGCAGCGCCAGUUCAUCUCUCGCUACCUGAAGCAGUGGCGACAACAUCACUGCCGAAAUCAUGUGCGCUCUCACCGCUACGUAUCGAUGAUACGAAACCCUUCAGGUUCUUGGAUCUACCAAAGGAAAUACGUCAGAUGAUCUAUGGAGAGCUACGCCCAACUACACAGCGUCAUAAGUUGCACCUGCAAGAGGGCCAAGAUCAUAUGACACUAGUCUGUACAACGAUACCAGGUGUAUCAAUCCUAGCAGCCAACCGACAGAUCUAUGAAGAAGCAGGGUACAUACUGAGCCCGCUCCUCAAGAAGAUCUUAGCAACACCACCGACAGUCACUAUCAGAGCAAACCACCUUCUUGGUCUCGUAAACCUCAACAACUCUUUCGCCAUCUCACGCAUAUUCUGGAGUUGGUUGACCUGUCUCUUGAAACACCGACUGUCCAGCUGCGUGAAAGAUAUCCGCCGUUACCGCGAUGGCACAAUAUCGAGCGCAAAAUUACUUAAACAACUUUACACAAAAGGCUUCACUCGGAAACAUAUCGAUGCAAAGAUGUUGGAGGCUCUGAUUAACUUCCUCCUACGAACGAUCAAAUACGCAGGCACAAAACCAAAACCCAUGUACACAUAUCCCCCUAUCACAGUCGUCGUCGAGGUCCCAGAUGGCUUCAUUGGGCUGCCUGUUGUCACGACGACCUCCAGAGCAAAGAGAUUGGCCUUCAAGAUAAUGUGUCCCCAUAGCCCCACACCACGACGAGUAUUUAGCGGCUAUGGUGAUCUACCCUGGUUGCUCCAUCGAUUGGCUUAUCACGAUUGUAUAGCUGGUCACAACCGCCAAGACGUCUCUUUCAACGUGCGUUUAAGGUUCUUGGGUCCUGACGAAGCGGAGAUUAGACAGCCGUCUUGGCAUCUUUUCUCGGAAGACCAGCUUCAUGUGCAGAUGAUCAAGGGAGUUAGAGCAGCGCGGAGCACGGGGAAAGGACUACUGUAUUACGGGGGUCUAGUGCAGAAUGGGAUCAAUGAAGAGGUUUGACCUGGAUACUGGCAGAUCAGGGCUGGGGUGUUGAUUCGAGCAUAGCCGAACGAGAAGGAACCGGUGUGGAGAUCAGGCGUCUUACGCCGUAUUUAUACAUUGAUCCGUGCAUCGGCCUUUCCUUUCUUGCACUAGAUUACAUGAACAAAGGAUGUACUGCUUGUAGUCUCCGAAAACAUCCCACUUCAACUUUAUAUGCCCAAAGAUACGUCUAUCGAGGAUGAGUGUUCGAUCUCGAAGACCUGGAGGACGGGCAGGAUCAGCAGCGGCGCACCGGGAUGUGU
This is a messenger RNA of Alternaria alternata, 1601 nucleotides long. RefSeq lists its product as hypothetical. Bases 136 to 1317 code for a protein of 393 amino acids. Lineage: Eukaryota; Fungi; Ascomycota; Dothideomycetes; Pleosporales; Pleosporaceae. The transcript is spliced from 3 exons. The record is from RefSeq and is a predicted model, not a curated record.